AUGUAUUUUUUACUCGAUAAACAUAGGUUAAGUUCUGAGAAAACUCAAGAAAUAAACAACCUAUCUAUUCGAACAUCUAAAACAACUAUCAGCUUGGAUAAUGCUGUUGGAGAAAAAUCCUACAUACCUUCCAACAGCAUUAACAAUUUCUUGAAAGAGAGACCGUCAGAGGGCAAAGAAGAUUGCAUUUGGAACGUCAUUGAUAGGUCCCCCAAAAAUCAAACUAAAGAUGCUGAAUUUUCAACAAGAUUUCAACUUAAAGAACUAGUGCAUGUUCCCUCAGGACGAGAAUGGGAAUCUGUUAACGAAAGCAAAUCACUGGGAUUACGGCACCUGAUCCGAGACAAAUCCGUGGUUCCAGUUAUCCUUGUGGAGGCAAGACCUUUCAAUAAAGACACGCACAAUUUCAACAGUAACAAAACAAACAAUGGAACCAUGCCCCAAUUGUCAAGCGAUUGUGGAUUACAAUGUGAAAAAGAUUUGCCUGAACUUCUUUUUUCAUUGAAAGAUAAAUAUUCAUUUCGUGAUGAAAUGAACAAAAAUAUUCUGUAUGAUGAUGAGAUUAAGAGAUUUGCCAAACUUUAUUGUAUUACCAAUUUUUGCCCUGUGCUUUCAUGUCAUGAUUCAAUUUUCUGGUUAAAAGACCCUGAUGGUGUUAUCUACAUAUGGUCUCGUAUAGAUGGUAUGAUGAUACGUGGAGGAUGUGAUAUGAAGGAGGCUCUGUCAAACUUUCUUUUUCAUGAGGAAAAUCUUUACUACAUUGAAGAUUACACUCUUGAAUUGAUACCAGUGAAAAAAGCUAAAGAAGAAGCCAAAAAAUGGUGUGAAGAGAAUAAAAAUACUACAACUAAAUUUGUGAUAACUGAUGAAUUACUAAAACCAUUAGAAAAAAAAAAGGAAGGAUCCAAUAAAAGUGGGAAACAAAAGAAGUAA
Molecule: messenger RNA, 933 nt
Organism: Rhizophagus irregularis DAOM 181602=DAOM 197198
Lineage: Eukaryota; Fungi; Glomeromycota; Glomeromycetes; Glomerales; Glomeraceae
Source: RefSeq, a predicted model, not a curated record